Messenger RNA from Bombyx mori (domestic silkworm), 2518 nucleotides. RefSeq lists its product as uncharacterized. The transcript has 3 exons. Lineage: Eukaryota; Metazoa; Arthropoda; Insecta; Lepidoptera; Bombycidae. The record is from RefSeq and is a predicted model, not a curated record. The coding region runs from base 199 to 522 and encodes 107 amino acids.
UAGUUAAGUUAAACCUAUUUGAAAUCCACGCUUCGUUGGUUUGCCGUGUUCGAUUACGUUGAUAACAGAAAUAGAUCGCUAUCGUGUUGUAGUUAACACGAUAUUCCAGUCACAUUUGCGAUAUAAACGAGAAACGUGUGUCAGUGGAAAUAUAUUCCACGUUGAAAGUCGCGAGUACACUGUUUUAUUGUAUUAAACAUGAUAUUAUUUUUAUACGCUUCAAUUUUAGCCGCCAGUUUUGCAUUAGUGACUUGCUUCGGCGAAGCUAUUGGUACCGGAAAAUGGAUGGUGCACAACAUUGAGGAUCUUCCUGAUAACGAACAAUACAUGUUCAGACCUAAAUGCCGCAGGAACAAGUUAAAUAGAACCCACGACUGCUUUCGUUGCGAACUGGAUCUAGAAUUUGACAUCGACAACAGUUACGGGCUUUACAUAGAUGUAGAAAAAAAAGUUGACGGCGGUUAUAAGCCGUACAUGAAGAUGGAAUACGAAUGUUAUGUUGUUUACUCAAAGAGAAGAUGAAGGAUAACUUUGAAAAAGCGUUAACGUUGGCCGAAAUCGACCCACCAGACUGUCCCAUACCGAAAGUACCUUCAUGAUAUCAUUUUUUAUUUCAUUGCCUUUGUAGGCAGACGAGCAUACGGUCCACCUUGGUAAGUGGUCACCGUCGCUCAUGGACGUCAGCAAUGCUAGAGACAGAGCCAAGCCGCUGCCUACCAUUAAGUACUCUCCGCAAGCCUCGUUUGAAGAAGGACAUGUCAUAGCGCUCAGAAAAACACGUGGAGGGGAGUUCAUUCCUAAGCCGGAAAGUAUCAUUUUUCAUUAUUCAAAUUCCAUUUCGUAAUUAUUGUAAUUGGUUAUCGAUUUCAAUUGUUCCUUACUCACUACUAGAAGCUCUUAUAGUGUGCUAUAACAUUUAGUCAAUGUUGUGUAAUGUUAAUUUAAGUAAGCACUACUACUCUUUUUAUUGGUUUCUUAUUACAUAUGUGCAUUAUUAAAAACUUUCAUGACUGGCAUCAUUGAUGAUAGAGGGAGAUAUAAAUAAUGCACAACAAACAAAUAACGAACUAUCAACCGGCCCUAAAUUAGGAUACCCUGUUUUAUGAUGGGUACCAGAAACUGACAUACGAUCUUACAUACGUUUAAAUAUAUACAUAUAUAGAUAAUAAACACCCAGAGAAAGAGCAAAUGAACCGAGUUGGUAAGAACAAAUAAACAAAACAAAUAAAUAGAGGAUUAAUUACACACAAUCGUAAAACUAGGAUUCUCUGUACUAUGGGGACCAAAGACUGAUAUAUGUAUAUACUUAGAUAAAUGUGUUUAAAUAAAUGCAUGUACAGACAUUAAACACAAAUACAAAGAGCUAACAAAAAAAAAGGGUGCGUGUACUUAUGUACGCGCGUAAGAAGUUAUACUUUAUUUUUAUUAAAUUUAUUUCAUUAUUUUUUUUAAUAUUAAUCAAUUUGAAAAAAAAUCGAUUAAACAACAUCCUCAAAUACGCAUAUUGGACAUCCCUUUUCUUGACAUCGUAUAAAUUCGGUAAUUCUCGGUACGGUUCGGAAAGUUCACCUGCGGCUAUAUUCAGACUCGCCAAGUUACGUCGGUCGUAUUGCAAUGAGCAAUUUAGUGGGCAACUUCAUUCUGUUAAUUUUGUGUCACGGUGCGCGCGCAUCGUAAAAUUUCACUCUCAUCAAUUUUUCAUAACGCGCCAUAUAACUUCUAUAACUAACUAACUAACUUCAUAUAACUUCAAAAAUUCAUCAAACAAAUGUUUUCCCGAUGUGGAAAUCGAACCCACGACCCUCGCCGCGACAGUCAGGGGCGCUAACUAAUUCGCCACCAAGUCAGUCAAUAGAUAACGCGACUGUUGCUUUUUUAAUAUUAAAAUAUCGUUGUGUCCACAUUGAACAGUUUCUUGGUUGUACUAAUAUCAUCCGUGAUAUAUCGGUACCAGAAACAAAAUAUAAGAUAUAAUAAGAAGAAUAAGAAAGGCCUGAAGUUAAUCAGGGCACCGUUUGUUUUCAGGGUUCGUACAUUAUCAAGGAUUUCGUGUUCGACUAUAGCGAGUUAGAGAAGACGGGCGUGUACGGUAUGUUUUUAGCUAUGACGUACGUCACGAACCGGACGACCGAAAACAGAUUAGGCGGUCUCAAAAUGAACCUGGAAUUCGAUAGAUUCGGCUCUGAUGAUGAUUAAUAAAAUUUUAUAUAGAUGCAUUAUUUUUAUCUUUCGUUGUUGCUUUUGGUGUAUUUUACGUGAAAAUUAAAAUUAUAUGUAAAAAAAUGCUGACCCUUCUUAUUUUUCUCCACCUUAUCCCACUAGGUAGGGUCGGCACAGCAAUAUAUUUCUACCGUUCUCUUCUAUCAGCCGUCAUCUCAACACUCACUCCUCUUUCUCUCAUAUCGUCAUUCACACCCUCCAUCCAUGUCUUCUUCGGUCGACCUCUUCCCCCUCUACCUUGUACUACCAUUUCCAUACAUUUCCUAGUCACAUGCAUUUCCUCUCUACGCACAACAUG